ACUCACUUUUGACUUCCUUUGCAGCCCAAUAAUUUCUUCUUCUCAUCACAAAAAUAUAGCCAAUUUUGAAACUGCUAAAGCCUUUUCCACUGAACCUCUUUGCUUUGCUUUGCUUCUGAUCUGUUGGUUUUUUCUUUUCUUUCUGUAAUCGGAAACAAUGCCUAUAGAAGGGAUCUUUGUCUCUGGCUUCGUCAAUUUGUUGUUUGGGAAGAUGACCUCUUUUGCCUCCUCGAAAUUACCAACCUUUGAAGGAAUUGAUACCCAGCUGACCAAUUGGACCAAUAUGCUGUCUCAAAUUGAAGCUUUUCUGAUUGACGCGGAGGAGAAGCAACUGACAGAUCGAGCCGUGAACCUGUGGCUCGACGAUCUCCAGGAUCUGGCAUAUGAUUUGGAUGAUUUAGUGGAUGAGUUCGCCACCGAAGCUUUGCAACACAAGCUCAAGGCAAAGCAGCCACAAGCUAGUUCCAGCAAGGUAUGGAACCUCAUCCCUAAUUUCAAGCCAAGAGAUGUUUUGUUUAAUUUCAAGAUGAAGUCCAAGAUUGAGGAGAUCAAUACCAGAUUGCACAAUAGUUUUGAACAAUGUUCAAAACUUAAUUUGGUUAAGAUUGUUGGAACCACCCCUACACCUACGACUAAGACUUGGCAAAGACCAGACUCUACAUCUUUAUUUGAUGAACCUCACAUUUAUGGCCGAGAAUAUGAUCAAAGAAAGAUAAUUGAGUUGCUCGUAAGGGGGGAUGAAUCAAGUCAUAACAACAUUGGUGUAAUUCCCAUUGUGGGUAUGGGUGGGAUUGGCAAGACCACCCUUGCUCAGAUGGUAUACAAUGAUGAAACUGUGCAGAAGCAUUUCGAUCUAAAAGCCUGGGUCUGUGUGUCAGAUGAGUUCAACAUUAUGAGAAUAACAAAAGCAAUUCUUGAGUCAGUGACUUCCCAGACAUUUAGUUUUAAUAACUUGGACCAAGUUCAGGUUCAAUUAAAGCAGGCUUUGGCUGGAAAGAAGUUCUUAAUUGUUUUAGACGAUGUCUGGAACAAAAAAUACAGUGACUGGAAUGUUUUGAAGAAACCUUUCAAUGAUGGAGCCCAAGGGAGUAAAGUCGUGGUGACUACACGUGACAGAGAAGUUGCAGGAAUGAUGACAACUGUUGAACUUCAUGAAGUUAAUAUCCUUUCAAAGGAGGAUUGUUGGUCAUUGUUUGCACAACAUGCCUUUGCGAAUACAUGUAUUGAUGCAAAUCCAAAAUUGGUAUCAAUUGGUAAGGAAAUUGUGGAGAAAUGUAAAGGUUUGCCUCUAGCUGCUAGGACACUCGGUGGCCUUUUACGCAGCAAAGUACGAGAUGAGGAAUGGAUAAAUGUAUUGCGUAGUAAAAUAUGGGAUUUACCACACACAAAGAGUGACAUCCUUCCUGCUUUGAGAUUAAGCUAUCAUGAUCUCCCUUCGCAUUUGAAGCAGUGCUUUGCAUACUGCUCAAUAAUACCCAACGACUAUGAAUUUGAGGAAGAGGAACUAGUCUUGUUGUGGAUGGCGGAGGGCUUCAUCCAGCAACAAAGAGAUAAGCAAAUGGAAGAUGUAGGAGGUGAGUACUUUCGGGAAUUGCUGUCAAGGUCUUUUUUCCAACCAUCAAGAACCGGUAAAAGCUCUAAAUUUGUGAUGCACGACCUCAUCAAUGAUUUGGCUCAAGUAGUUGCAAGAGAAACUUGUUUUAGAUUGGAGGAUAUAUUGAAAUAUCCGGAGCAGUGCAAGACUAUAAAGAAAGCUCGACAUUCAUCUUAUAUGCGGGAGCAAUAUGAGGGUAUGAAAAAAUUUGAGAUUUUCAACAAAGCCAUGCAUUUACGAACCUUCUUACCAUUUAACUUACCAUCCUUCUUACCAUUUAACUUACCAUAUGGUGUGAAUUGUCAUUUGGCAAGCAAUGUUCCCUUUAAUCUAUUGCCGAAGCUAAGACGCUUGAGGGUGCUCAAUAUGAGUAGUUAUGACAUCAUAGAAGUUCCAAAUUCUGUUGGAGAUUUGAAACAUCUGCGGUAUCUUAACCUAUCCAACACUAACAUUGAAGAAUUACCUGAAUCACUAGGCUCUCUUUACAAUCUACAAACAUUGAUGUUAAGAGGAUGUAGACAACUGAAAAAGUUGCCAACAGACUUGGGAAACCUAAUUGACCUACGUCAUCUCGAUACUACAAAUGCACAUUCCUUAAAAGAAAUGCCAUUGGGAAUAGGUAAGUUGGCUAGUCUUCAAACACUGUCCAAUUUCAUUGUUACUAAAGACAAUGGGCAUUGGUUAAGAGAGUUGGGGAAUUUAAUUUAUCUUCGGGGGAAGCUUUGCCUGUCUGGGUUACAGAACGUGGUGGUUCCAUUAGAUGCAAGGGAGGCAAAUUUAAAUGAUAAGAAGGGGUUAGAUGUGUUAUCAAUGGAAUGGAGUGUUAACUCAGAUGAUUCACGAGAUGGAAGAGUUGAAACAAAAGUGCUUGAUAUGCUACAACCUCACAAGAAUUUAAAAGAGCUCCAUAUCGAAGGCUACCUUGGUAUAGGAUUUCCGAAUUGGAUAGGAGAUCCUCUAUUCUCCAAUAUGGCUGACCUAAGUUUAGAUAAUUGUGGAAAUUGUGUAUCCUUGCCACCACUCGGACAACUACCCUCGCUCAAAAAGCUUUACAUUAAAGGAAUGAGUGUACUAAAACAUGUCGAUCAUGAGUUUUACGGGCAGGGUAGUGCCAAACCUUUUCAAUUACUGGAGACUCUAAGCUUUAAGGAUAUGCCGGAAUGGGAGUAUUGGUAUACUUUUGAAGAUGAUAAGGAAGUUGAACCAUUUACUCAUGUUAGUGAGCUCUCCAUCAGAUCACAAAGAAGUUCAACCAUUCACUCGUGUCAAGUCUCUCUCCAUAAUAAAAUGUCCCAAACUUCUUAAAAUGUUGCCUACUGAUCUACCUUGUUUGAAUAAUCUAGAGAUUAGGGACUGCCCCAAACUCUGUGGAAUGAUGCCCAAGGAUCUACCUUGUUUGAAUAAUCUAAACAUUUCAGAGUGCCCGCAAUUCCUAGUUGAAGGUUCCAGCAUUAGCCUUCCGUCACUCACCUCGAUAGCUAUGAAUGACGUUCCUCUAACAAGCCUUCAAGCGGUCCUUGAGAUGAGGAGCAUGGUUGAUGACGAACUGAUAUCAGCAAAUGCAAAGUCUAAGCAUCCGAGUUCAAUAACUUCCUUGAGCAUUGGGAUGAUUAAGAAACUCGAGCUCUUGCCGAAAUGGGUUACUCAUUGGCUGAUGGAACUCGAAGCAUUGGAGAUCACAAGCUGUGAAGAACUCAAGACAUUGUGGAAGAAAGAGGAGAGAGUGCAACACAGUCUGAGUCUCCCUGCAUUCCGGCAUUUGAAAAUUAAAGGCUGCCCCCAGCUUGUUUCUUUGUUUGAAGAAGAUGAGGAUGAAGACAACAAAGGGCAACAUGAGCAGCAGCAGCAGCAGCAGCAAGAGGGACUCCCCUGCAUAGUGAGGAGGCUUGAGCAUCUAACAAUAGAUAAUUGUGAAAAGCUGGAGAAACUGCCACGGCUGCUACAUAGCUUCACUUUUCUUGGAGAGUUGUAUGUCUAUAAGUGUUCGAGUCUCAGCUCUUUUCCGGAGACAGGUUUUCCGUGCACGCUGAAAACACUCAGGAUAGGUGAUUGUGAGGCUCUGCAAUCCUUAUUCGGGUGUUUAACACAGAUUAAUGACAGUAAUCUUCAAGUGUUAGAUGUUCAAGAUUGUCCAUCCCUCACAUGCUUGAUAUCGUGCAGAGGUGGGGGGCUACCACCCACACUCAAAGAGCUUGAGAUUA
Molecule: messenger RNA, 3795 nt
Organism: Camellia sinensis
Lineage: Eukaryota; Viridiplantae; Streptophyta; Magnoliopsida; Ericales; Theaceae
Source: RefSeq, a predicted model, not a curated record